UUCGGUUCUCUGUCAUUCACGUCAGAUUAAUAAAACUUGUACAUGUUUUGGAAAUGUUUCCGUAAUCGUCUUUAAUUACACAAUAGACGCCUCCAUUUUAAAUAAAGCAUAAGACGAUUUAUAGAGUAUUUUCUCUUACUCUCAUCAACAAACUGGAAUAAUAAUAAGAAUAAUAAUGUUUGAAUAUAUUUUUAUAGAAUGAAGUCAUGCAGUCAUAGAAUCAUAUUAGUAUCUUAAGAUUACUUAAAGUAAUAAUUAAGCAUGAAUGCCGGUCAUAGUUUUUAUGUCGUGUUUGCUCUCUUAUACUUUCGAUAUAUAGAAAUGUUGUUCCAUUAUUGUUAUUCAUCGUUGUUAUAUUUUUAAUUUAUUAUGUGAAGAUAACAAACCUAUUUAUUUGAAAAAUAUUACAGUGAAGAUAGAUUUUCUGAAUUUGAAAAUUUAAAUGGAUCAGAUAUGUUAACUUCUAACGAUAUACUUGACAAUAUCCAAUUUUAUGAUUCAACAAUUGAAGUAAUAGGUUAUGUUGAUGGCAUAGAAGCUCCUCGUUAUGUAGGAAACAAGCAACAGUACAAAGUUUUUAAAUUUUUUUUGAAUAACGGAAAUGGGAAGCGAAUACAAGUUAUUACUUGGAACGAUGAUAUCGACCGAGUAGAACCUCAUAUAAAAUCAAAUUACAUUAUUUAUUUAGACGGUGUACAAGCUCGCCCACCUAAAGCAAUACAAUUUAACAAUGGAAAUGUCCCUUACGAAUUACAAAUUCGUUCAAAUACCAUUAUUUCAAAUUUAGGAAAAUAUAAAUUAAUAAAUUUAUUAAAUAAAGUAGAAGCUGAGCAUGUUCAAUUAUCUGAUGUUUUAAAUACAACAACGCGUGUCAUCAUAGAGGGUUACAUCAAAACAAACUUUGGUAAAGUUUACAAUAAUAAAUUAAAUAAAAUAAUCGGUUGUGGAUCAAUAACUGAUGGAGAAUAUAAAUUAGAAGUUCAUAUAAUGAACUUCAAUGAAAAUGAUUACAACUAUCUUGAUUUUAAAAAAGGCAGUAAAAUUAAAAUAAUUGGAACAAUACAAACAGUUGAUCCCCCAUAUUUUAUAGUGCAAAGUGUGAAAGAUAUUUCAUUGAUAGAUGGACAUAUGCCAUUGGAUAAAGUUAUAAAAGUCGCUCGUACUCUCGAAAGAAAUUUAGAUAGUAAUUCGUUACAACAGCAACACAAUAAGAAGAAUAAAAUGGAAUAAUGAUACUCGAAAUGUCGCUGUAUUAAUAAUAAAAAUAAUAACAAUAAUAAAAAUAAUUAUUAAAAUAUUGUUUUUAAAAAAAGUAAUAUUAUAAAUAUUUAUAAUAAAUGUUAAAUAUUAAAUAUUAAUUAUUAAAAAUU
Molecule: messenger RNA, 1370 nt
Organism: Monomorium pharaonis (pharaoh ant)
Lineage: Eukaryota; Metazoa; Arthropoda; Insecta; Hymenoptera; Formicidae
Exons: 6
Coding region: 454-1230 (258 amino acids)
Source: RefSeq, a predicted model, not a curated record